AUGGCUACCCCGCCAAAGGAGGGCCCGAGUCCGCCGGGACAGCUCCCAGAUGGCGCCGCAUCUCCUGAUUCUCAGGAUGUCUCGCCCGCAUCGAGCCCAUCUCAAGAGAAGACGGCUGCCCAGCGGAUGCCCUCGUUACGAUCAGUCUCGGAUCCACCGACCGCCCCUAUGACCGCCUCAUCUACACCUCUCGGCAUGCUGAACAACGCUCGGCGGCCGAACCUUGCGCACCACUCAUCCAGCCUGCGAGGGAGCCAGGCCAGAGGUGGAGGCCUGUCAGAAGGCAUGGAAGCCAAGAUGAAGGCCUUUCACCUGUCGAGACAAGGCACGCCUCCGUCCCGCCCAGGGAUGUCUUCGCCAGAUAGCCCAAAUAAAAGUCCAAGUCCAAGCCCGGUUCCAAGCCCGGGGCCAGCCAUCCCCGGCCUGCCUGGGGGACUGCGGCUUCCACCCAAUAUACGACCAGCAGCUCAUAACUUUGUCUCCGCUCCAGCGGUCCCAAAGGCGAAACCUGGCUUGAGUGAGCGAAGAGGCAUGAAGUUGCCGGGAGGCCUGCCGGGUGGCGAAUCGUCCAACUCGAGCGCAUCGCCACAGGGUAGCAGUAAAGGAAGCACACCACAAACCAGCAACGGCCAGACGGGAUCGGUGUUUAACCAGUUCUCGAAAUACAUCGAUACUAAGAACGGCACCUUGAAUUUCGCCGGCAAGGCAGUGAUUACCGGCCAGGGCAUCAAAUUUACAAGUGGGAACACCUUCAGCAUCUCACUGGACGAGGUAGACACGUUAGAAGAACUGGGCAAGGGGAAUUAUGGCACUGUCUAUAAAGUACGACACGCGCGCCCACGUAUACGCAGACCGGGUCUUGGUCUUGCAGGGAACAAGGCCUCUACUCCUAUGACCCCCUCCCCAGAAAAGGAGGUCGAGCUGGAGCCGUCACCGAAAGGUGGCUCGACAAGCGGCGUUAUCAUGGCCAUGAAGGAGAUCCGCCUUGAGCUCGACGAAGCAAAGUUUGCGGCCAUCAUCAUGGAACUAGACAUCCUACACCGGUGCGUCUCACCGUACAUCAUCGACUUCUACGGGGCUUUCUUCCAAGAAGGUGCGGUUUAUAUCUGUAUCGAGUUCAUGGAUGGUGGCUCGAUCGACAAGCUCUAUGGUGAUGGAAUCCCCGAAAACAUUCUUCGGAAGAUCACGUACGCCACGACGCAAGGGCUGAAGACUCUCAAGGAUGAACAUAACAUCAUCCACCGAGAUGUCAAGCCUACGAACAUCCUCAUCAACACUCGCGGACAAGUCAAGAUCUGCGAUUUCGGCGUGUCGGGUAACCUGGUGGCUAGUAUCGCAAAGACGAAUAUCGGAUGCCAGUCAUACAUGGCUCCCGAGCGCAUCUCAGGUGGUGGAGUUGCACAGGCGGGCGCGAACCCGGGAGGCGGGACCUACAGUGUCCAGAGCGAUAUCUGGAGUUUGGGUCUGACUGUGAUUGAGUGUGCUAUGGGACGAUAUCCCUACCCUCCGGAAACCUACGACAACAUCUUCUCGCAACUAAGCGCAAUCGUAAACGGCGACCCUCCGGAUCUACCGGAAGAGGGAUUCUCGCCGAUGGCCCGCGACUUCGUGCGCGGCUGCCUGAACAAGAUCCCCAAUCUGCGUCCGACAUACAGCAUGCUCCUCGAACACCCCUGGCUCGCCUCCCUCUCCAAACCCCACAGCAUCAGCGAGGAGGACGGCGAGACCGCCUCCUCCCCCGACCACACCGGCACCGAAGAUCCCGAAGUCGCCGAGUGGGUCAAGACCGCCAUAGAGCGCAAGAAGAACGGCCUCAUGGGCGAGUCCAAGAAACCAGCGCUCCACGCCGCCCCAUUAGAUACCGUCUCCCCCGCCGCCAGUCCCGGCUAA
Molecule: messenger RNA, 1890 nt
Organism: Amorphotheca resinae ATCC 22711
Lineage: Eukaryota; Fungi; Ascomycota; Leotiomycetes; Helotiales; Amorphothecaceae
Exons: 2
Coding region: 1-1890 (629 amino acids)
Biological process (GO): MAPK cascade; protein phosphorylation; cellular hyperosmotic response
Molecular function (GO): ATP binding; MAP kinase kinase activity
Source: RefSeq, a predicted model, not a curated record